CCCUCCAAGUUCCGCAUCGACAAUGUUGUUCCGGACUUUGGACUCGAGGAGAAUUCUAACGUGCUUCCCAAAAACUGGCAAAUGCCACCUCCAAGUUCAUCAAGGAUUCUCAAGAGUCGACGAUGCCCCAACGAAGGAAAAAUAUCUCCAAAUGUGCGUCAAACUGUUCCAAAACCUACCGUCGAUACAGAACCCUCACCGCUGACACCCAUCAAGGGGACUUUGGUGGAUGAGUAUGAUACAGAUCUGCUGUCGUCAGAGGAUAUUUGGAAGAUCUAUAUGGAUGUGAAGAAGGGGCUUAUAAAGCCCUCGGAUGCUAUAUAUCCUUUGUUUUGCAUGGAGUAUUCGGGGGCUUCCAAAACUCCACCUCCGAGUUUAACGGAAUCUCAAAACUCCAAUGAAUUUCCUCCGAAAACAGUUCGAGUUAACAAAAACCUAUAUAAAAAUAAUUCUUUUGAAACUGGUUUUGGGAGGAAAGUCGGAAAAAAUGAGUGGCGGGUCUUGGAUCAGUGGAUAGAAUCGGAGGGGCUCAACGGAUCCUAUAAUGAUAUAGAAGAAUCGGAUUCAAAGGGAAAGGGAAUGGUCGAUAGUGAUGCCAAGAAGCCUCGGAUUCUGGACAAUGAAGAUGUCGCCUUUGCUAGCUUCACCAUUGGAAUCGAAGAGCAGCGGGCAAUCAAGGAAUGGAUAAAAUCGGAGGGCCUCAACGAACCCCACAGUGAUAUAGAAGAGUUUGAUAUGUUAUUAAGCCUAGCAAGGGAACAUGAGAAGAAUCGGGAUCUUCUGCUUGAGUUACUAAAGCCCAAGGAUCUUAUCUCCCAGGAAAAGGAUGUUUGGAAAAAGUUUUCUCCAAAGGUGUUCGAAGUGCCGCAGAAACCUGAUUCCGUAGAGCCUGAGUUGUGGAAACCCCCACCCAACGAAAAGGUUUCCGUUGAAAAUAUUCCAGAAAAGGAACCAGAGAAAGCAACUGAAUUCAUUGUGGAAAAACCAGAAAAGCCAGUUAUCCUCGAGGUCAAAGACAUUAAAACAUUACCCCCGAGGCCCAAGGCUGAGGAAGCUACCCAGAGUUGGGUACAGCAAUGCAGUGAAACCAUUUCCCAACAAUUGCAACUCCUCAUCUAUGAGGACAGUUCCAACAAUCAAACUGAUGCAGAACCAGAGGCCAUUGACUUCGAAACCGAGAUCAGCAAGGAGCAAAUGAAGCCCCGAGUCCUGGGAGAAAGCAACAGAAAUGUCUCAGCGGAGACUGGAUGGCAGAACAGCUUCACAGUUUUCCUCGAGGACUUCGAGUACAUCAUUGACCAAACCAUGACGGAGUUCAGGGACCACCAAGCUAAGAGACUCCGCUCAAAGUGGAACCAGCAGUUUGGAUCAAAAUCGGUGGAGAAUUUGAGGAGAUGUCUUCUGCUUCCGCCUCUGCCAGAUCACUUGGACCAGUGCCUCCAGAGGAUUAGAAUCCUAAGGCGUCCCAAAAGGCGCAAGGUCGAGGAAUUUCGCAUGCACGUCGAUAUGAAUUUUUGCAAAAUGUAUUGCACACUGAGUAUGAAUAAGAACUUGGAUCUGCAAAAUACGGUUAGGUUCCUAAGAAACGCCGUUUACAAUAACGACAUCGAUGUGAUCCAAAUCCGGUAUGAGGCCACACAGAUAGCCUGGAUUUGGUCCGAUGGCAGUGUCUUGAUAAUCAAUGGAAGAGGCCAUGCGAUGCUUGCGGAAACACAAAGGGAUCUGAUGUUUAGGACCCUUGGGAGGGCGAACUUCAAAGCCGACCCCUCAAACAAGCUUCUACAUCUGCGUCUCAUUUCCUGCGCCCACUUUCCAUUUGGGAUCUCUUUGCCGGUGUUCACUGCGUUAAGCGUUCUUUCUCCAGAGCUCCAUAUGAAGUAUGUCUACUACGUGGACAAGGCAGUUCCCGGGGUGGCGGCCCGUGUUCAUGAGAUGGGAAUGGUCCAGGUGUUUGCCAUGACCACGGGUGAGGCGGAUAAUAUGCUGAAGAAGCUGUACCUUCUUACGGCCAAUCACCGAAAGGCAACAAAAGACUUCAUCAAAAAGAAACCAAUGGACUA
Messenger RNA from Drosophila santomea, 2060 nucleotides. RefSeq lists its product as uncharacterized. The transcript has 2 exons. Lineage: Eukaryota; Metazoa; Arthropoda; Insecta; Diptera; Drosophilidae. The annotation marks the transcript as partial. The record is from RefSeq and is a predicted model, not a curated record.